This is a messenger RNA of Bubalus bubalis (water buffalo), 2139 nucleotides long. It is a transcript of the gene PROX2, whose product is annotated as prospero homeobox 2. Gene Ontology annotation, molecular function: DNA-binding transcription factor activity, RNA polymerase II-specific; RNA polymerase II cis-regulatory region sequence-specific DNA binding. The transcript has 4 exons. The record is from RefSeq and is a predicted model, not a curated record. Gene Ontology annotation, biological process: regulation of transcription by RNA polymerase II. NCBI's taxonomy places the organism in Eukaryota, Metazoa, Chordata, Mammalia, Artiodactyla, Bovidae. Bases 358 to 2139 code for a protein of 593 amino acids. Gene Ontology annotation, cellular component: nucleus.
CUUCAAACUGUGGUCGGGACCAGCGGCAUCACCUGGGAGCUGGCUGGGGAUACAGAUUCAAUCGUUGCCCCACACCAGACCUGCUGACUGAGAAUCUACAUUUUAACAAGAUUCAGGCUGAUUCGUCUGCUGGUCAAGUUUGAAAGGAACCACUCAAAGUCACAGGUCCUGUUUUCUCUCGUCUCUAUUUUCAGAGUGCCCAGGUGGUGGGUGAGCGCCUGGAAUCCCAGAGUCUGAAUCCUUCCUCUAAGUGGAGAGGAGAAAUCCCCAGCUCCCUGGAGGUGCAUUCCAGCUGAGAGCCUCCAGAGGAGGAACUGUCUUGCGGAACCCUGACUACGGCAUCUGUGGAGCCAAGAGAUGGAUCCAAACUCCAGCUUGCUUUUGGGACCAGCCCAGCAUCCAACAGAACCUUGUAUGGAAGGUGGAAGAAGCCUGUCCCCCAGAGAGCAGAGCAGAUGCUCCCCCUUUGCCUGGAGUCAGGUCCCCAGCUCCAGCCUCUUCGACCCUGACUGCUUUGGGGAUGAGCACAUCCAGGCAAAGAGGGCCAGAGUAGAGACCAUCGUCCAAGGCAUGUUCCUCUCCCCAACCUCUCUGGGGCCAAGCAGGGCCCCCGCCGGGGACAGCCCUAGCGGCCCAGAGAAGGCCCAGGGGCGGAAGAGGAAGCAGAGCCUUCCAAUGCAGCAAGACCCCCUGGAGGCAGGCCCCGCGGGGAACCGGGGCGGCGGCGGCAGGAAGGGGGGUCCUCGGGUGAGAGGACAGCUUCACCUGCUGAGGCAGCAGAUGAGACACCUGCAGGAGCGCAUCCUGCAGGCCGUGGAGCCCAGGGCUGCAGCUCAGGGCCCUCCAACGGCAGACCAAAGGAAUGGCUCUAGGUCUGGGCCCUGGGGGGCGGACAGCGACCACAGCCAAGGGUCCAUCGGGGACCUCUCCAGGGUGGAGAAACACAGAGUGUCUGAGGUCCAGUACCUGUCUGAGGGGCCCAGGUUUCUUCCCACUGGAGCACGGGCCUUGCUGGAGAGUCUGAAGAAAGAACUGACGGGGGCCAUAUCCCAGGCUGUGGACUCGGUGUUACAAAAGGUACUGGUGGAUCCAUCGGGGCACCUGACUCAGCUGGGCGGGAGAUUCCAGGGGCCAGUGCCAGACGGGAGAAGUGAGCCCUUGCCUCCCGAGGGCAGUGCCCGUAAAGAUCCGCUUCCUCUGGUGGCCUUGCCCAGGCGGGCCCAGCCACCAGGGGAGGCUCCACUGGGAAGCUUAUCGCUGGCCAAGCCUCUAGAUUCUCCCAGGUACCCCGUCUCUCCGAGAAUGAUCCCUAAACCCUAUCAGGCUCCCCCAGCAGACUGUCCCUUGGCAGUUGUACCUGCCCACAUCCAGGAGGAGUGGAUUCUCGGCCAGCUACUAGGCCAUGGGCCCGGUGGCCGCUGGAGGGGCGAUCUUCCUCAGGACCCAUCUGCCCUGAGCCAGCCCUCUUCCAAGGUGGCCCUGCGACCUUGGGGAGCUGCCAAACCGCGACCUCUGCCCUUGGGCCAGCAGCAGUGCCCCUGGCCCUUCACGUCCACCUGUUUGGAAAGACUGCCCCUCGUCUCCCCGGUGAAAAUGGAGCCGGGUGGCCGGCAGGCCAUCAUGGACACGCUUCCUUUCUCUGCGGCCCACAUCCAGGAGGGCCUCAAUCCUGGUCACUUGAAGAAGGCCAAACUAAUGUUUUUCUUCACACGCUACCCCAGCUCCAGCCUCCUGAAGGCUUAUUUCCCUGAUGUUCAGUUCAACCGCUGCAUCACCUCCCAGAUGAUCAAGUGGUUCAGCAACUUCCGUGAGUUUUAUUACAUACAGAUGGAGAAAUUUGCUCGGCAAGCGAUUUCAGAUGGUGUCACAAAUCCCAAAAUGCUGGUGGUUCUCCGCGACUCAGAACUUUUUCGAGCUCUCAAUAUGCACUAUAACAAGGGAAACGACUUUGAGGUCCCAGACUGCUUCUUGGAAAUCGCCAGCUUGACUUUACAGGAGUUCUUCAGGGCUGUCUCCGCAGGCAAAGACACAGAUCCUUCCUGGAAGAAACCCAUUUAUAAAAUUAUUUCAAAACUGGACAGUGACAUCCCAGAGAUAUUCAAAUCUUCCAGCUAUCCCCAGGAACUGUUUGGGAAUUAA